This is a messenger RNA of Sclerotinia borealis F-4128, 732 nucleotides long. The record is from the annotation of a GenBank genome assembly. NCBI's taxonomy places the organism in Eukaryota, Fungi, Ascomycota, Leotiomycetes, Helotiales, Sclerotiniaceae.
AUGUCCAUCGAAAUUGUUUCCGAAGGUGGAAACUCAUUCGAUCUCAUCGAUCCCAAAGGCCAGUUCAGUGUGAGUGUGGCAGAGGCACCAGUCGAAAUUACAGAUUUUACAAACCGCAUCGGUAUGGAGGAGACCCCAGUCGAUCCAAAACUGUGCACUCUUUGCAAGGAGAACAAUCAUAAAUACAAAUGCAAGUAUUGUGAUCUACGAUACUGUUCUGUGAAAUGUUCCAAUGUACAUAAGGCCGAUACAAACGAUCAUGAGGAAGAGAAAGAAAAACUUGCUUUAGCUCCUCCUACCAAGAUCUCAUCACCUAUAUCUAAAGAAAAGUCUAUAGCUCAACCAGGAACUCUUGCUGCAGCCCACGCCAGAGGACCUUUCGAAAUUCUGAAUAACUCGAGCGACCUCAAAGAACUGUUCAAAAAGUACCCAAAUUUGCGCUCACAACUAGAGGCAGUUGAUACUGCGACUCUUCGCCCAACGGGUUUCGGUGCGCAUAAAUGGAAUCAGGAUCAGGGGUGGGAGAAGGGGAAGGACGCUUUAAAGAAAGCAAGGAUGUAUUAUGGCAAAGACGGCGAAGGCAUUCGAGAAUAUUGUAACCUUGUUUUACGACUACUUGGUGACGCAGAUGAGGAGGACGACGAGGCGGCAGCAGAGCUUCUGCGGAAAGAGGCGUUGGCUGAAAGCACCAGGGUUAUUCAGGCACUCUUGGAAUCCGAGAAGAGAAGAUGA